Messenger RNA from Episyrphus balteatus (marmalade hoverfly), 3720 nucleotides. RefSeq lists its product as uncharacterized. Gene Ontology annotation, biological process: DNA integration. Lineage: Eukaryota; Metazoa; Arthropoda; Insecta; Diptera; Syrphidae. The coding region runs from base 1 to 3720 and encodes 1239 amino acids. The transcript has 2 exons. The record is from RefSeq and is a predicted model, not a curated record. Gene Ontology annotation, molecular function: nucleic acid binding.
AUGGAAAAGGAGCGUAUUCCCGAAGGUCAAGUUAUCCUGGCAACUGCUUUAGUUUUGGUUAAAGAUUCAUCAGGAGGUUUUCAGUUGGGAAGAGUUUUACUUGAUUCAGGGUCUCAGGUCAAUUUUAUAAAUGAGAAAUUCGCAAAUUCACUUGGUUUACAAAUAGACAAGAAGAUCGUGGACAUCGUAGGAAUUGGUACAACAGAAACAAAAACAAAACAUCAAACACAAACUACGAUUCGAUCAAGAUAUUCCAAUUUUGAAAUUUCCUUGGAGUUUUUAGUAGCCCCAUCUAUUACGGGAUAUCAGCCUGAAGCAGCACUUAAUGUUAGUGGUUGGAAUAUUCCGAUUAGUUCUGAACUAGCAGAUGAGAGUUUCAACCGACCUGGUCAAAUAGAUUUGUUGUUAGGGGCAGAAGCAUUUUUCGAGUUGCUCGAAUCAGGUCAAGUUAAAUUGGAAAGUCAUGCUUCGUCAAUUCAAAAGAUAGAACUAGAAGAGAUUCAGUAUCUUAAAUGCAAAUGGUCAGAGGAGCAAAUUGAAUGUGAAAAUCAUUUCAUAAAAACAGUAGAGGUUCUUCCAAGUGGUCGUCUUAUGGUCCAAUUGCCUUUGAAGAAAGAUCCUUCUUGUCUUGGAGCUUCUUAUGACAUAGCAUUUCGAAGGUUUUUAUCUCUGGAGUGCAGAUUAUUAUCUAAAAAUAUUGCUUUGAGAACACAAUAUGUAGAUUUCAUGAAAGAAUAUGAAGCUUUAGGUCAUAUGUCGCUGGUAACUAAUCCAAAUCUUGAGCAAACUCAUUAUUAUUUGCCACAUCAAUGUGUAGUGCGUCCCGAUAGCGUUUCUACAAAAUUACGCGUAGUCUUCGACGCGUCUUGUCGCACUUCUUCGCAAAUUUCCUUAAACGGAAUCCUUAUGGUUGGCCCUACAAUACAGGACGAACUUCUCAUAACAUUGCUUCGCUUUCGACUAUAUAGAUAUGCCUUGACUGCAGACAUCGUCAAAAUGUAUCGACAAGUCUUGGUACAUCCAUCGCAAAGAAGUUUGCAGUAUAUUUUGUGGAGAGAGAAUUCACAAACUCCAGUUAAAACUUAUCAAUUAAACACCAUCACAUAUGGUACUUCAUCGGCUCCGUUCCGCUUCAGUUUAGGUGCUUCAUGUCUUAGCAACGACUUUUAUGUGGACGACAUGCUAACUGGGGCAGACGAUUUAGAAACGUUAACUCGCAAAAGGAACGAAGUAGUUUCCAUCCUGAAUUCUGCUGGGUUAGAGCUGUCGAAAUGGAAUAGCAAUCAUUUUUCUUUGAUUCAAGAAGCUACAAGAAAAGAAAUUAAGCUUACCGAAUCAAAUUUAACUAGUACUUUGGGUAUAGCUUGGAAUCCUAGUACGGACCAAUUUAGUUUUUCGUAUAAACCCAACCAUACCUAUACAAAGUAUACCAAGAGAUCAAUUCUUUCACUGUCAUCUUCACUCUUUGAUCCAAUGGGUUUGCUAAGUCCCAUCAUAAUCCGAGCAAAAAUAGUUCUCCAGCAGCUUUGGAUAGAAAAGCUGGAUUGGGAUGAAUCCAUUCCAGAAGCAAUUGAAGCAGAGUGGCGUCAAUUCAUCACUGAUCUUCACUCACUCCAAAAUUUGGAUAUUCCUCGAUAUGUUUUUCUUGAAAACAAAAUAAGUUGUGAAGUCCAUGGUUUUGCAGACGCGUCAAUGAAGGCUUAUGGAUGCUGUAUAUAUUUGCGAAGUUUAGAUUCCUUUGGGUCAGUUAAUGUGAAGCUGUUAGUCGCAAAGUCUCGAGUUGCACCCGCAAAAAAGAGACAACUUCCUAGACUCGAACUUUGCGCAGCACACCUUCUAGCCAAACUCUGGGUCAAAAUUCAAAAAAUUGUAGAUUCAAACUACUCGAAGGCGUAUUUCUGGACUGAUUCGACAAUUGUGUUGCAUUGGAUUUCUACUCAUUCGUCGAAACUAAAUACGUUUGUUGGAAAUCGAGUUGCAGAAAUCCAGGAUACGACAAAAGAGGUCGUUUGGAGACACGUCCCAACACACGAAAAUCCGGCAGAUGUGGUUUCGCGAGGAUGCACGGUAGAUGAGAUUAAAAAUUCCCUUUGGUUUGAAGGUCCAUCAUUUCUGGUGAACGAAGAAGAAGAAUGGCCAUCCACAGCAGAAAUCCAUCUUUCUCCAGAAGAAACUUCAUUACAAAAGAGACAAACGGUUCUAAGUUGUCAACAGCUCGAACCAAACUACUAUUUAGAUCUUAUAGAAAGAAUGAGCUCGUAUACAAAAUUGAUACGAAUCUUCGCAUAUGGCAAAAGGUAUCUCAACCUACGAGUAUGGGCGAUACCAUUUCCAAAUGAGUAUCUAACAGCUUACGAGCUAGAAAAUUCGCUAAAAAUCAUCGUUUAUAUAACUCAAAAGAAGUACUUUUCGGAAGAAAUCGAAGCAAUUAUUAAAAACAAAUCACUUAAAGGUUCUAUAAAGGCUCUAAGUCCGUUUAUCGAGGUUGAUGAUUUCAGUGGGAUUCGUUUGUUAAGAGUCGGAGGCCGAUUGAAGCAUGCAAACAUCCCAGAGGAAAGCAAGCAUCCACUUUUACUGCCAAAAGAUUGCAGUUUCACCAAAACUCUCGUCAGACAUCUUCACCUUUCAAAUUACCAUGCUGGUCCAAAGGCUCUUGUAGCGCUGACGAGACAAACAUUUUGGAUUGUCAAUGCUCGUGAGGUAGCAAGAUGGGUAGUUCGAAAAUGCCCACACUGUGCCAGAUACAGGCCAAAGUUGUUCGAGCAGGUAAUGGGAGAUUUGCCUGCUGCUAGAUUGACCCAAUCUCGCCCAUUUUUAUGUUGCGGAGUGGACUUUUGUGGUCCAAUAUACACUUAUUACAAAAUUCGUGGCAAGGUGCCAUACAAAACAUAUGUAGCUGUCUUUGUUUGUUUUUCAUCGAAAGCAGUCCAUUUAGAAGCUGUGUCUGAUCUUUCAGCUGAUGCCUUUAUAGCAGCCUUAAAAAGGAUGAUAGGUCGUAGAGGUCUCCCAAAAACCAUCCAUUGUGAUAAUGCGACAAAUUUUGUUGGCGCACAGUCAAAACUUAAAGAACUGCGUGAUAUGUUGUUCAAACGUUCUAACCAAGAAACUAUAGUUAAUUUUUGUACUAAUGCUUCCAUAAAUUUUCAUUUUAUGCCCCCCAGGGCACCUAAUUUCGGUGGAAUUUGGGAAGCGGCCGUAAAAGUAGCAAAAGGCCAUCUUUAUCGCAGUCUUGGCGGUGCAAAACUGAACUUUGAAGAGCUGACAACGGCACUGGUAGAGAUCGAGGCCAUAAUGAACUCCAGGCCAAUUACUCCAAUGUCUCCUGAUCCCAACGACCUAGAAGCCUUAACGCCAGCCCAUUUUCUCAUCGGGUCAUCCCUAAGAGCGAUUCCGGAAAUAGGCCUAGAAGUUUCCGACAUAAGUUAUCUGGAACGAUGGCGUCGAAUCAAUGCCGUCAAAACCCACUUCUGGAAGCGGUGGUCAUCAGAAUACGUUCUAGAACUCCAGAAUCGUGCCAAAUGGACUACUUCAAGGCCAAACAUCGAAGUUGGUAGUCUCGUCAUCAUCCAUGAAGACAAUUUGCCACCCCAAAAGUGGCUCUUGGGAAAAGUCGUCAACAUUAUCGAGGGUCCUGAUGGUCGUAUACGAGUCGCCGAUAUCAAAACGUCACGAGGAGAAUUUCGAAGGCCAAUUCGAAAACUAGCAGCGAUACCGUGUUGA